This is a messenger RNA of Naegleria gruberi, 1086 nucleotides long. RefSeq names its product leucine-rich repeat, typical subtype-like protein. Lineage: Eukaryota; Heterolobosea; Eutetramitea; Acrasida; Naegleriidae. The record is from RefSeq and is a predicted model, not a curated record. The coding region runs from base 1 to 1086 and encodes 361 amino acids. The transcript has a single exon. Gene Ontology annotation, molecular function: protein binding.
AUGAAUGAAGAAGGAUUUUCCUCAUUGUUGCAGCUAAGACAUCAAACAGAUUGCAUUGGUGUUAUUUUACAAUUUUUUGGAUUCAAGGAAAGAAUUUGCAAGCUUUCUCUCGUGUGCAAAGAUUGGAUGAAACUCAUCAAACAGCUGCCGAUCAGAAUCCAUUUACAUCAAUACUCGAAUUGGGUUGGUUGGGAUGAAUCAAAUUCAAAAACUUAUAGGAAAAUGAUCAAGAGUGAAUUCUUGAAUAAUUUGAUCGGUUUGGAAAUGUCUGGAUGUGUUUCCGAGGAUGUGAAAAAUGUUGUGAAGAAGUAUUCAAAACUUGAGUAUCUUUCUGUGCAUAAUUGUCAUCCAAGAGGUGCAUUUGCAGUUGCGAAAUAUCUCCCCAAUUUGACUGCGUUGGAUUUUAGUGAAUCAAGAAUUUUAAAUAUUGGUUCAAUUUCUAUUGUAAAGAGUGAAAAUAUGAGAAAUUUAACAAGUUUAAAUUUGGACUAUUGUAAAGUUUCUGAAGUUUUUGCAAGAGAGCUUGUUAGUAGUCCUUAUAUGAACAAUCUGAAUAGUCUUUCUCUUAAAUGUAAUAAUUUGAAAGUGGAAGGUGUCAAAAUUCUUAGUCAAAGUCCAAUACUUUCCAAUCUAACAUUCUUAAAAUUAGAAAGAAAUAGAAUUGGAAAGGAAGGAUUAUCCUACCUAUGUAAUAGUAUCCAUAUGAACAAAUUAACCUCUCUCAAUCUUAAAGGAAAUUCAUUAGGUGAUGAAGGAAUGGAAAUUCUAACCUCUCACAAUUCAAUCCUCAAAAAACUAACUCUUUUGAAUUUGAGUGGUAAUUCAAUUACAGAUGAAGGGAUUAGAACGUUGGUAAAUUCGCCAGAUAUGAGCAAUUUGAGUUCUCUCUAUUUGGGUAAUAAUGAUGGUUAUCGUGGAUGGUUUAAGGUUUACAGUCUUUACAAUAAUUAUACAAAACUAGCUGUCGAGAUGAUAGUUGAAAGUCCUUUUAUGAAACAACUCAAAAAUUUACAAUUAAUUCCUAUGGCAGAGAAAGAUAAGGUAUUACUCAAAUCUAUUCCAAACCUAAAAAUUGUUUCUAGAUGA